Molecule: messenger RNA, 2067 nt
Organism: Cutaneotrichosporon cavernicola
Lineage: Eukaryota; Fungi; Basidiomycota; Tremellomycetes; Trichosporonales; Trichosporonaceae
Gene: GEM1
Exons: 8
Coding region: 1-2067 (688 amino acids)
Biological process (GO): small GTPase-mediated signal transduction; mitochondrion organization
Cellular component (GO): mitochondrial outer membrane
Molecular function (GO): GTP binding; calcium ion binding; GTPase activity
Source: RefSeq, a predicted model, not a curated record
AUGCCCCGCCGAGAUCUUGUGCGCAUCGUCCUGGUCGGUGAUGACGGCGUAGGCAAAAGCUCGAUCAUCACCUCGCUCAUCAAGGAGAGCUUCGUUCCCAAUGUACAACAUGUCGUGCCCGAGGUCACGAUCCCGCCAGAGGUGACGCCGGAAAAUGUCACCACCUCCAUCGUCGACACUUCAUCUGACCCGCGGUCACGGGCACACCUCCUGUCGCAGCUUGGGCGCGCACACGUCAUCUGCCUCGUAUACUCGAUCUCAGAGCCGCAGAGCUUCGACCGCGUCGCCGAGUACUGGCUACCCCUGUUCCGCAAAGAAGGCAUCAACGUGCCAGUGAUUCUUGUGGGCAACAAAAUCGACAUGCGCGGGGGCGAGGUUACAAACCAGGCACUGGAGGAGGAAGUUGCACCGAUCAUGCGCGAGUUCAAGGAGGUCGAGACGGUCGUCGAGUGCAGCGCGCUCAUGCCAUUGAACGUGUCUGAAGUGUUCUACUUUGCACAAAAGGCAGUGCUGCACCCCACCGCGCCGUUGUACGACUCGCGCGAGCAUGUCUUGAAGCCAAAGUGUCUUGAGGCUCUCAAACGCAUCUUUAAAAUCAGCGACGUCGACAAAGACGGGUUGCUAAACGCAACUGAGCUGAACCAAUUCCAACAAAAGUGUUUCUCGACACCACUGCAGACGCAGGAGCUCGAGGGCAUCCUCGAGCUUGUCCGCUCGUACGACCCCGGAGCCGUACAGCCCUUGCCAUCACCUCCGACAGCGAGCUCGCCGAGCACGCCGUUUGCAGAGUACGACCAGCAGACUGUGUGGUCGUCCGCAUCGGGGACGUCAGAAGGUCUCACAGAACUCGGCUUCCUCUACCUGCACACGAUAUUCAUCCAGCAGGGCCGCAUGGAGACGACGUGGACCGUCCUGCGGCAGUUUGGAUACGGCGAGUCGCUCGACCUGCGUGAAGACUUCCUGUCGCCGCGCUUCGACGUUCCGUACGACUGCUCGGUCGAGUUGAGCCCGCUCGGCAACCAGUUCCUCACCGAUAUCUUUGAAGCGUACGACAAGGACAACGAUGGCGCUCUGUCCCAGUCCGAGCUGGACGACCUCUUCUCGACCUCGCCUGGGAACCCAUGGCGCGCAUACGGCUUUCCCGACACGACCAUCACAGACGACCAGGGCCGCGUCACCUUGCAAGGCUGGCUCGCGCAGUGGUCCAUGACUACGCUGCUCGACCUCAAGCUGACCCUCAACUACAUGGCAUACCUUGGGUUCUCGUCCUCGCCAGCCUCGGAUGUGCAGCUCGUCGCGUCCAUCAAGACAACACGGCCACGCAAGGCGGACAGGCGAGCACGCAAGGUGACGCGCAACGUGUUCCUGUGCUACGUUCUCGGUGCGACGGGUUCGGGCAAGACAUCGCUCCUCCGGUCGUUCGUGCAUAAGGGAUUCCACGGCGGCGAGGAUGGGUUGGCCGGCUACGAGCCAACUACCAAGGUGCUCUCGGUUGUGAACAGCGUCGAGAUUGACGGCGCGGAAAAGUUCCUGGUGCUCCAAGAGUUCGGGUCCAAGUACGAGUCGGAGAUGCUGCGCAACACAAAGCGCCUCGACCUCGCUGACGUGCUCAUCUACGUGCACGACUCGAGCGAUACCAACUCGUUCUCUUACAUUUCCAACCUACGACAGCAGUACUCGCUUGACCACAUCCCGAGCAUCUUCGUUGCCACCAAGAGCGACUUGGAUCUGGCGCAGCAGCGACAUGAGGUCCAGCCCGACGUAUACUGCCGGCGGCUUGGCCUGUCCGCUCCAUUGGCUGUGUCAGCGCUUGGCGGUUCCCUUCCCAACCUCUGGGCCUCGAUCACGCGCGUCGCGCUCAACCCAUGGAGCAGUACGCCGCGUGGGCCGAACUCGCGCCGCACGACCGCCCAAACGGUGCGUGUGGUGGCCAAGUUCACGCUCGGCGCGGGGAGCCUUGUCGCCCUCGCUGCGAUAUGGAUGCGGUACCAAGGCUACACGCUGCGCGGGGUUUGGGGCUGCAUCGCGCGCACUACGGGCAUCUUCUCGACACCAUCACGGGCCUAG